GCUGCGGAGGCUCCCGGGAGCCCGGCGGCGGCGCGGGGCGGCGAGCGGGCCGGCGAUCCGGGGAGCCUCCGGAGCCGGCCGCGUGGGCCGAGCAUGGCGGGCUCCCUGCCUCCCUGCGUGGUGGACUGCGGCACCGGGUAUACCAAGCUUGGCUACGCAGGCAACACAGAGCCACAGUUCAUUAUCCCUUCAUGUAUCGCCAUCAGAGAAUCGGCGAAGGUGGUCGACCAAGCCCAGAGGAGGGUACUGAGGGGCGUUGAUGACCUGGACUUCUUCAUAGGGGAUGAAGCCAUAGAUAAACCCACGUACGCCACCAAGUGGCCAAUAAGACAUGGAAUAAUUGAAGACUGGGAUCUGAUGGAAAGGUUCAUGGAACAAGUGAUUUUUAAAUAUCUUCGAGCUGAACCUGAGGAUCAUUAUUUUUUAAUGACAGAACCACCACUGAAUACACCGGAAAAUCGAGAGUAUCUCGCAGAAAUUAUGUUUGAAUCGUUUAAUGUCCCAGGACUCUACAUUGCAGUUCAGGCAGUGCUGGCUCUGGCCGCCUCGUGGACAUCACGCCAGGUGGGCGAACGCACGUUAACGGGGAUCGUCAUCGACAGCGGGGAUGGGGUCACCCACGCCAUCCCAGUGGCAGAAGGCUACGUGAUUGGAAGCUGCAUCAAGCACAUCCCCAUCGCAGGGCGGGACAUCACCUAUUUCAUCCAGCAGCUGCUGCGGGAGCGGGAGGCGGGGAUCCCCCCGGAGCAGUCGCUGGAGACCGCCAAAGCCAUCAAGGAGAAAUACUGCUACAUCUGCCCUGAUAUAGUCAAGGAGUUCGCCAAGUACGACGUGGAUCCUCGGAAGUGGAUCAAACAGUACACGGGGAUCAACGCCAUCAACCAGAAGAAGUUUGUCAUAGAUGUCGGUUACGAAAGGUUCCUGGGCCCUGAGAUUUUCUUUCACCCGGAGUUUGCCAACCCGGAUUUCAUGGAGUCCAUCUCGGAGGUUGUUGAUGAAGUCAUACAGAACUGCCCCAUCGACGUUCGCCGUCCGCUGUAUAAGAAUGUCGUUCUUUCAGGAGGUUCGACAAUGUUCAGGGAUUUUGGACGUCGCCUGCAGAGAGACUUAAAGAGGGUGGUGGACGCCAGGCUGAAGCUCAGCGAGGAGCUCAGCGGCGGCAGAAUAAAGCCCAAGCCCGUGGAGGUCCAGGUGAUAACGCACCACAUGCAGCGCUACGCCGUGUGGUUUGGAGGCUCCAUGCUGGCUUCGACUCCGGAGUUCUUGCAGGUCUGUCACACCAAGAAGGACUACGAGGAGUGCGGCCCGAGCAUCUGCCGUCACAACCCCGUCUUCGGGGUCAUGUCUUAGUGGCGGCUUGGGCACCGCUCCCGCAGUGGUGUCAUCGGAGCGCAAGUGUCCUUCAGACCCGGAGACGACAGGCCCUGUACAUAGAGUGCGAGCGUGGUGUCCCAUUGCAUGCGGCGCCGCCCGCCGGACAGCUCGCAAAGCCAUCUGCGCCCUCACCCCGCCCCACUCCACCCACUCGCCCCGCCCAUCGCCCCGCCCCACCCCGCCCCACCCCACCC
Capra hircus (goat) is the source of this 1568-nucleotide messenger RNA. RefSeq names its product ARP3 actin related protein 3 homolog B (gene ACTR3B). Gene Ontology annotation, cellular component: actin cortical patch. The transcript has 12 exons. Gene Ontology annotation, molecular function: actin filament binding. Bases 94 to 1350 code for a protein of 418 amino acids. The record is from RefSeq and is a predicted model, not a curated record. NCBI's taxonomy places the organism in Eukaryota, Metazoa, Chordata, Mammalia, Artiodactyla, Bovidae.